AUGACAGAGAAGGAAGAUGCUACCAAUCAACCCGAAAAAGAACCAUUAGAUGACGAAGCCCUAGAAAAGCUAGCAGUUGAGGAGCUGCUGCGGGAAGCUGUGCAAGGUGCUGCCAGAGCCGAAAUUGUGGGACCCUCCGGUUGGAUCAAAGCUCCGCAACAAAAGACUAACAAGCGUUUCUUAGUGAACACUUUGAGGAAUGCUGUAACCUCUAACAAAUAUCACUCGCGGCCACGCCGACACUCGCACAAAUCGCCGAACCGGGAAAAACAUCCAGAACCCUCCAUUAAAAAAGACAGAUCUAAAAGAAAACAUUAA
Trichoplusia ni (cabbage looper) is the source of this 318-nucleotide messenger RNA. RefSeq names its product protein POLR1D-like. The coding region runs from base 1 to 318 and encodes 105 amino acids. Lineage: Eukaryota; Metazoa; Arthropoda; Insecta; Lepidoptera; Noctuidae. The transcript is spliced from 2 exons. The record is from RefSeq and is a predicted model, not a curated record.